Messenger RNA from Daldinia childiae, 1131 nucleotides. RefSeq lists its product as uncharacterized. The transcript has 4 exons. NCBI's taxonomy places the organism in Eukaryota, Fungi, Ascomycota, Sordariomycetes, Xylariales, Hypoxylaceae. The record is from RefSeq and is a predicted model, not a curated record. Bases 1 to 1131 code for a protein of 376 amino acids.
AUGGCUGCAUCUGUGCCUCUAGACGAACUGAUCCCCUUUCCCACGGAGGUCAACGACACCCAUAAGGUAUACAGAAUCGCAGCGGCCUGUAUAGCUCUCUGCAUUGUUACUACCGGGUUCGUCGUAGCACGCUUGACACUUCGAGCCCGAUCCAAAAACCUGGGACCGGAUGAUUAUGCCAUCAUACCGGCAACUAUAUUGUACAUCGGCUGGUCGAGUCUAGCAGCCUAUAUAAACCUCAAUGCGGGAGUCGAUAAACCUCUAUGGGAAAUCACCAUAGCGGAGUAUUCUCUAUGGUAUAAGGGAAUCGUAGCGACGGCAUGGCUAUACCCUAUAAUGUCAGGCACGAUCCGAGUGUCUAUCACCCUGUUCUACCUGCGCAUAUUUGGACACGGUAACAAUGUCACGAUCAGGCGGAUUCUAUAUGCGUUUUUAGCCUUGCAGGGUGUCUACGUCGUGGUCUUCUCUAUUACACCUAUUUGGGCUUGCCAACCACUCUACUGGGCAUGGGACCCUCUACAGCAUCCUCUACACUGCAACGAUUUAUACUAUACGUACUCGACGAUCGGCCUCUACAGCGUUAGCUUAGCGUACGACGUCGUCUUGCUCCUAUUCCCAAUAUACCCGGUUUUGAAGCUCAAUAUGGGCUGGCGAAGACGUAUUGGUAUCCUGGUUAUCUUCAUGUUGGGUGCAGCGGCCAGCAUUGCUGCUGCAUUGAAGUUAGCUCUGUUUGUGGACGGCAUUCGAAGAUUUGUGGUUACGGAUCCCGUCUUUUUCCAAUACCUCGCCUCCCGCUUUAUUGCCGGGUCGUUCGCUGGUUACGGCGAGACAUUCUGGAUUCCAUCUCAAGUUGAGCCUACUGUCGCCCUCAUUGGAGCAUCGCUGCCAGCACUCGGCCAUUCUAUGAAGUUAGUUGCAGGACGUGUCACGAAAGUGUGGUCUAGUUUAACUUCGACUUCGAAGACUACGACGUAUGACUCUCAAUCAAACCCACCGACGUUUGGCCACAAGCAGACACCUAGUAAAGGAGGAUUUCAGCCCCUGAACGAAUCGCAGAUCGAGCUACGGGAUACAGGAAGGUCCAAAGUCGAUAGCCGCGCGCAAUCUACCGAUAAUAGGAGUUAUUAUUGA